Elephantulus edwardii (Cape elephant shrew) is the source of this 1170-nucleotide messenger RNA. Its product is annotated as pentatricopeptide repeat-containing protein 2, mitochondrial-like. NCBI's taxonomy places the organism in Eukaryota, Metazoa, Chordata, Mammalia, Macroscelidea, Macroscelididae. Gene Ontology annotation, molecular function: protein binding; RNA binding. The record is from RefSeq and is a predicted model, not a curated record. Gene Ontology annotation, biological process: mitochondrion organization; multicellular organism development; regulation of mRNA processing. Gene Ontology annotation, cellular component: mitochondrion. The transcript has 2 exons.
AUGGCCGCUGCUCCCACUCGGCGGUCCGAGCAAAUGAAGUUACUCUCUCUGCGAAGUUUGGCACAUCACCUGGUGCGGGACUCUGGUUCCCGCUGCUGCCGGUGCCCCCUCGGAGCGAAAAGAAAUCUACUCACAGAUAAUAUUAUGAAGUUAAGAGAAUUUCAACAUAACAAGGUGAUUAUUGCACAUAGUAUUCCAGGCACAAAAGAAACCUAUUUCAGAAAUUUGGAAGACAAUCUGACCCAGAAUAAACUCAUCUUGAAGGAAGAGUUGAAAACCAUUCUUCACUUGUGUGACUCCCGGGAUGAUGUGCCACUGACUAAAAGAGUCAUUUUCAGGUAUCAUGCUGAGAACAGAAAUGUGAAUUUGACAGAAUAUAAGUUUGGACCACUCUUCAUGAGGCUCUGCUAUGAGUUGGAUCUUGAGGAAUCUGCCUUGGAGCUCAUUAAAGACCAGCGUUUACGAGGUUUCUUUUCAGAUGGCACAUCAUUCAACAUUCUCGUGGAUAUGCUAUUUAUCAAAGGCAAAUAUAAAAGUGCACUGGAGGUAUCGAUAGAAAUGAGGAAUCAAGAUGUGAAAUUCAACAAAGAUACCCACAUCGUUGCAUUUGCAAUUUGCUACAAACUGAAUAGCCCUGAAUCUUUUCAAAUCUGUACUACUUUGAGAGAAGAAGCCCUACUCAAAGGAGAAAUUCUCUCCAGGAGAGCUUCAUGUUUUGCUGUGGCCUUAGCUGUGAAUCAGAACCAGGUGGCAAAAGCUGUAUCGAUUUUUUCUCAAAUCAUGAAUCCAGAAAGCAUAACCUGCAUUGAUUUAAACUGAUUAUCUUCAAAUAUUGUUAUUCAUAUCCACACCAAUAUGUUGGAAACCCUACUGGCAAUACUGAAAGAAACUGCCUAAGGAAGUUUAUCAAGCUUUGUGAAAAGGCACAGAUUCUCAGAAGAAGUGCUUGCCUCAGUGAGGGAAAAAGUGAAGGAUAUCCCCAACCUGCUAACCAGAUUUGAUGAGAUAUAUGAAAAACUGCAAGUGUCUGGCCAAGUCACCACACACAGUUUGGAUGCUUUGCUCUGUUGUACCCCCACAGACAGGGCAAACCACACGGACCUGUUAAACAAGAGGAUAUUCAGCCGCCAGGCUUCCCAGACACUCAGCCAGACCCUGUUGUCUGAGUAA